UAUUAGAAAUUAUACGGCUCUGAUGAAGUCGACUGACGCAUACGCAUGCGCAUAAACUGUAAUAGCAAGGAUUCUAAAUCGAUAAUCGAGCCAACCAGCGGCGCCUCCCAGCGGAUUUCGGCUAUCACAAUGGCAGAUAAACAAAAUGCUCAAAAAAGUGUCAAAAUAGCCGCUGGAGCCGUAGUUUGUGUUGAAAGUGAAAUUAGAGGAGAUGUCACCAUAGGUCCCAGGACAGUGGUCCAUCCAAAAGCUCGUAUCAUUGCAGAGGCAGGGCCCAUCGUGAUUGGAGAAGGCAAUUUGAUCGAGGAGCAAGCUCUGAUCAUUAAUGGUUACCCAGAAAACAUCACACCAGAUUCAGAGGUGGAACCAAAGACGAUGACCAUUGGCAUGAACAACGUAUUUGAAGUUGGCUGUGUAUCACAAGCCCUGAAAAUCGGGGACAACAACGUGAUUGAAUCUAAAGCUGACGUUGGUAGGAAUGUGAUCCUCACCAGUGGCUGUAUCAUUGGAGCCUUCUGUCAGGUCAACACCUGCGAAGCCAUACCUGAGAACACAGUUAUUUAUGGCUCUGGAUGUAUGAGGCGGGUUCAGACAGAGAGACCGCAGCCCCAGACUCUUCAGCUCGACUUUCUGAUGAAGAUUUUGCCAAACUACCACCACUUGAAGAAAACAGUUAAAACAGGCCAUGGUGCUAGCUAAAAUGUAACUUUAUCCUUUCUGAAUCAAAUUGUAAAUGGCUAGCAAACCCUUAUUUAAAUGGAUAUUGUUGGAAAAAACAUUAAUGUAUAUAAUUAAUUAGUAUGUACCUAGCUUCAUCAGUACUUUUUCUUACUGAUAUUUUCUACUCUAUAUGCAGCAGCUGAUUGAGCAUUUCAUUUUUAUCUUGCUGUGCUGGACUGUUUUCUAUGAUUAAUUAAAUGUACAGUAUGUAAGUUCUGCCACUAUGGGUCUCUGAAUCAACACAAUAACAAAAUUGAAGCAGUAUGGAAUCAUGGGAGUUGUUCAUCCUUCAUUGUUAACCAGAACACGCAGCAAAUGGCAAUGAAUAAUUGUGCUCCAUCAUAAGUGAGCAAUACAAACAAAAGUAAGAGUAGCUAACUAGUUUACCAACUUCCUUCAUCACUCUGUGACAUCAUCUGGUGUUUCCCUGGAAGUUAUAGCUAGCUAGAAGGAUUAAAAUGGAUAUGAUGCCAUUGACACGUGACCAAAUAAAACACAUGAUCACCUUGAAUGAA
This is a messenger RNA of Scatophagus argus, 1235 nucleotides long. RefSeq names its product dynactin subunit 6-like. Gene Ontology annotation, molecular function: dynein complex binding. Gene Ontology annotation, cellular component: dynactin complex. NCBI's taxonomy places the organism in Eukaryota, Metazoa, Chordata, Actinopteri, Scatophagidae. The transcript has 7 exons. Gene Ontology annotation, biological process: mitotic spindle organization. The record is from RefSeq and is a predicted model, not a curated record. The coding region runs from base 46 to 699 and encodes 217 amino acids.